Messenger RNA from Volvox carteri f. nagariensis, 1797 nucleotides. RefSeq lists its product as uncharacterized. Bases 1 to 1797 code for a protein of 598 amino acids. Gene Ontology annotation, biological process: formation of translation preinitiation complex; translational initiation. Gene Ontology annotation, molecular function: translation initiation factor activity. The transcript is spliced from 13 exons. NCBI's taxonomy places the organism in Eukaryota, Viridiplantae, Chlorophyta, Chlorophyceae, Chlamydomonadales, Volvocaceae. The record is from RefSeq and is a predicted model, not a curated record.
AUGUUCAAAAAGCCCUUUUCAAUUGGACAAUCGCACAAAGUUAGCGGAGCCGACCGGAAGAAGCUUCGACGUGCUCUGGAACAAACCUUUGGCGUGAGCGAGGAGAGCCUGGAGGUGCUUCUCCCCGCCAAGUCCGGGGAGUUAGAAUGCGCCAAGUUGGCCUCCCCCUCCCGCGUGGUGCUCUACUUGCAUGACGGCCAGCCUAUUCUGGUUGACCCAAAUGGGAAAGGAGACUACGUGCCCACCAUUUUUGCUCUAUGGAGGCUGCCAACCCUCCUGCCGCAGGUCCAUGUGAAGCACCCGGCCGUAAGUCGCUACAUAGUGGGUGGCGCCGAUCUAAUGUUGCCGGGUGUGCUGCUGCCCGCCGACGGCCUGCCCCCCUUUGAGAGGGACCAGCUGGUGGCAGUCUGCAGCCCAGGGAACGCGGCGCCCGUGGCAGUGGGCAGUACGACAAUGGGGGCUGUGGAUGCGACAGCUCGGAUUCGGGGGGCAGGUACGGCAGGACCCAAGGGCAAGCUGGUGGAGCUGUUGCAGUAUUACGGGGACCACCUUUGGUCGGAUGUGGGGGGCCGUGCGGUCCCAAACGAGGGCUUCCUUUCGGAUGGAGUUGUGCCGGUGGGGGCGAUAUCGGUCGAGGCGACCCUAGGGGGGCAGCUCCAGGAGAUCACGCUGGCGUCCACGUCAGCGUCGGACUCGCUAGCGGAAGAACGGCCCGCGGCAGCGGCAGCGGAGAGCAGCAACAACAGCAGAAGCAGUAAUAACAUUAACAGCAGCAGCGGCAGUAGCAGCAAUCAGGGGGCCGCCUCGGCGUCCGGCGGUGUGGAGGUGGACAUGGACUCGCUGCUCGAGUCGGUGCUGCUCCAGGCGCUCCAUAAGAGCGUCAAGGAUGCGGACCUGCCCCUCAACUCCUCUAUCUUGUGGAAUCAGCACAUGUUGCCAGUUCGACCCGCGGGCAGCACGCUGGACGUGAAAAAGUCGAAACAUAAAAAGAUGUCCAAGUUCCUGCAGUCGUACGGCAAGCAGGGCUUGUUGACAGUCAAGGAGGACAAACACUCGGGCGACAUGAUUGUGACGAGCGUAAACCGCAACUCACCGAUCUACACCGAUUACAGUACGGCAGAAGCUGGGCUCGGGACGGCGGCCUCUGCCGCCGGCGCUGCAGCUGGCCCCUCGUCCUCCGCCUCCUCCUUGGAGUUGUUGAUUGAGGAGGUGUACAAGCCGGGUAAAGAGCUCAGGCCGGUGUUUGAGGAAGCGGGACUCAACCCGGAGGCGCUGUACACUGCGGCCGAGGCGGCCGAGGCGGCGUUCGCGUUCGUUAAGGUUGCGGGUCUGGAGCAGGGCGCACCGGACAACCGGACCAUUGUACUCAAUGCCACAUUGUGUGAUGCGUUGUUCAAGGGCCUUAUCAAGAAGGGCGAGCUGUACCCCACCCACCUGGCCAAGUCCGACCUCCGAGAGUCCCUCAUGCGGCGGAUGCACCUGCAGUGCCGGAUUACCAGGGGGCAGCAACAGGUCGUACGCAAGGGCCAGCUGCCUGCCGUACAGAUCAGUACGGAGAAGCGUCAGGGCAACAAGCGGGUCACCAAGGUAAUGGGACUGGAGCCUUUCCUUGUGGAUAUUGAACAGGUGGCUGCGGAGUGUCAGCGCAAGUUCGCAUGUUCGACCAGCGUGGUGGAGCUGCCCGGGAAGGGGGCGGGGCACGAGGUGGUACUUCAGGGCUCCUUCCUGGAGCCCGUGGCGGAUUUCAUCAUGCAGCAGUACGGCAUUCCCAAGAAAUACUUCCAAAUCAAGAAGUAA